AUGGAUCAGCACCAGUCAUGGAUGGUCAUGAUAGAGCCACCGCGCAAGGCUUUCUGCAGGAUCUGGGACAUCGGCCGAGAGAACGUGGACGCCGAGACGGCCUUUCGCACCCGUCUGGAAGGGCUCAUGAAGGUCGAUGGGGUCAUCUACACUUUGAUCGACCAGUGUCGCUUCGGCCCCCAGGUGUACCGCCCGAAGUUGGCAGAGAGAUUGGCUCUGUCCGUGGCUCGGAGUGCUCGGUCGGCUCGACAGGACACGGGCGUCCUCCUGGCGGAGAUCGCCGGCGUUCCCGCCCCCAUUGCCAUCCCCGCCCGCGCGAGGCCGCCGGAGACGGACGGGGACGUCCAGCAUCAGCUGCCGCCGCGUCUUUCGGCCGGCCCGAUAGAGAUAGAUACCUUCUUCGUGACGACGCAGGACCAGCAAGUCCCAUUCUUGAACGCGGUGUGCCACGGCACUAAUUUCAAGGUCGUCUCCAAGUACGAGGGCCCGGAGGCCGAGCGCGACAGGUCGAGAUCUCCAGAUAGGCGUGGAAACCUGAUUCUCUUGGCCGACCCCGACCCGGACGUUCCCGACGCCCUGGCCCUUUUACAUGAGGAGAAGCAGGAGGACGAGCAGGACGUGUUUGAGACGUUCUCCGAGUCCAUGAAUGAACACGUGUCUUCUGCGGUUGGAAUGGUGACUGGUGACCUCAAGAACGCGUGCUGCCAAAGUGACGAGUCGGAGCGCGAGUCAGGUCGGGUUCCAUUAUCCAAGAGUACGUGCUUCAGAAUCCUGCUGGACUUCCAGACGGGCGGCCCCGGCCGCGCCCGGAACAGCGCGUCGCCCUCCACGGACCCGCGCCUCAUCCCGCUCCGCACGUUCGCCAGGGCCCGCGGCGCAGCCCCGAGGCGUGAG
Prorocentrum cordatum is the source of this 894-nucleotide messenger RNA. The record is from the annotation of a GenBank genome assembly. NCBI's taxonomy places the organism in Eukaryota, Dinophyceae, Prorocentrales, Prorocentraceae.